GCUGAGGAUGCAGCGCUGGAAGGCAGCGGCCUUGGCCUCGGUGCUCUGCAGCUCUGUGCUCUCCAUCUGGAUGUGUCGGGACGGCCUGCUCCUCAGCCAACGCCUCGGACCCGCACUAGCCCCGCUGCGCCGGCCACCUCGCACCCUGGAUGCCCGGAUCGCCCGCCUGGCCCAGUACCGUGCACUGCUGCAGGGCGCCCCGGAUGCCGUGGACCUACGCGAGCUGACUCCCUGGGCCGGGCGGCCCCCGAGUCCGCGCCGUCGGACCGGACCCCGGCGGCGGCGUGCGCGUGCGCGGUCGGGGACGCGGCCGUGCGGGCUGCGCGAGCUCGAGGUGCGCGUGAGCGAGUUGGGCCUGGGCUACGCGUCGGACGAGACGGUGCUGUUCCGCUACUGCGCAGGCGCGUGCGAGGCGGCCGCGCGCGUCUACGACCUGGGCCUGCGGCGCCUGCGCCAGCGGCGGCGCGUGCGGCGGGAGAGGGUUCGCGCGCAGCCCUGCUGCCGCCCGACGGCCUACGAGGACGAAGUGUCCUUCCUGGACGCGCACAGCCGCUAUCACACGGUGUACGAGCUGUCGGCGCGCGAGUGCGCCUGCGUGUGACCCUACCUCACCGGCCCUGGCCAGACGGCGGCCACUUCCCGUGCUCGGAUG
This is a messenger RNA of Pteronotus mesoamericanus, 652 nucleotides long. It is a transcript of the gene NRTN, whose product is annotated as neurturin. Lineage: Eukaryota; Metazoa; Chordata; Mammalia; Chiroptera; Mormoopidae. The record is from RefSeq and is a predicted model, not a curated record. The coding region runs from base 8 to 601 and encodes 197 amino acids. Gene Ontology annotation, molecular function: receptor tyrosine kinase binding; growth factor activity; glial cell-derived neurotrophic factor receptor binding. The transcript has 2 exons.